AUGACUGGCAACCCAAUCUAUCAUGAUCAAGAGGGUACACAGUACUCCCCUAUCGGUCACUACUUUCCUCCUGGUAGUGGGACACCACAUCCUGCAAGAUUUCGGUCCCGUUAUUGGCUUCAAAAUCCCAAUCCUUGGAAUGAGAGAACGAUCGAUGCAGCCCGUCAGAGCCCUCGUCGUAGACUCAUAGAAUUGGCAAAACACUCCAAGCUACGCUUGCCCCAUGUUUAUGUUCAGAAAGCAAAUAGAUUCAAAGCCUUUGGAGGUCAUAACACGUCAGCUUCAGAAUACAGGUUGGACGAGGGAUCUUAUUAUAGACUUAUGGAUAGAUUAGGGCUACAUGCUAGCAAUUAUAAUUCCGAUAUGUCCCCAAGGACAUUACAUAGACCCCAUACAACAGUAUCGAUUUCAACUUCGCUGUCAUCUCGAGCGUCAGCUUCGUCAACACAGCAAAAUCAGUCUGCUUUUAAUUACUCUCUUGGACGUUUGCGAAAUGGCCCAUCGCAACGCGAGCGAUACCAAAAUACUAGAAAUGAAAAUUAUGAAUCACCGAGCAACAACUUGCCCAACUGGCUGGCAACACUUCGCAAUUGGAUUCGUCUAUACAGUGAACAAUGUAGAAACAUCAAGAUGUGGAAAGGCUGCAAAAUUCAGGAGAUUUCGAAUCCUGUCGCAGAAGACUUGCCAUCUCCUGAAGCCGAUUUGAACGAUCCUCCUCUUCCCUAUACCAUCGCACUUCAGUGUACCGUAUGA
Molecule: messenger RNA, 753 nt
Organism: Botrytis sinoallii
Lineage: Eukaryota; Fungi; Ascomycota; Leotiomycetes; Helotiales; Sclerotiniaceae
Exons: 2
Coding region: 1-753 (250 amino acids)
Source: RefSeq, a predicted model, not a curated record